AUGAAUCCGUUAAUAAAUUUGAAUUUUUUCAACAACGCGUUAUUCCUAACCAUCGUUUCAACGUAUUUAUUUAUAUGUAACGCAUUUAUACUUUUUUCUCAUUCGUCAGCUUCUUCCCAUGGAAACGCACAAUUAUUCGAUUUAAAUUCCGGAUAUUUGUAUCAACUCACAACGACAAUUAUUUUAAACGAAUCUGAAUUCGUCGUGGCAAAGGGAAAAGAUGUCGGUUAUCAAAUACAAUGUGAUGUUAUCGUGGGAGUACCGUGGCAAAAUCCAAAUGAUAAAAAUGAAAAAUUAUUCGAAAUGAAGGUGAAAGAACCAAAACUUUUGGUACAAUCCAAAAAGGAAAAUGUUCAUCAUCGUGGUUUCGAAGUACACAAAUCCAAAUUGGACGAAAUUGUAAUUCAUCCUUUUCUCGUACACUGGAAAAAUGGAAAAAUAAAUGGCGUUUACAUAUACGAAAAAGAAAAUUUAUCUUUUGAAAAUUUCAACAAAGGAAUCGCGAGUCUUUUCCAAUUUCAGGUAACUGACACGGAAAUCGAAGAAAGGGAUGCGUCGGGAAAUUGUUUGGUUUCUUACAAGACCAUCGAUUCCUUUUCUUUUAGUAAAACUAAAACGAAUUGUCAAAGUUCGCAUGGAAGGAACAAAAAGAAAAGUUUCGAACCUGUUUUAAAUGCGAAUGUAACUUCAUCAAGAACUUAUACGUAUAAACUGUCGGAAAAUAUAAACGCCGUGGAAUCCGUGACGAGUUUCGAACAUCACAACGUCAUCAUGCCGAUAAAAAAAGAAGCCGGAGGUUCCGUUUUGGCAACACAAUAUUUAGUUUUGAACGGUAAUCCGUUCAAGGUGGAGUCACUUAAAAGUUCAAAUUUGGAAAAUGCUUUGACUGAAUAUUCGACAGCAGGAAAAUUUAAAUUGGUAAAACAGGAUUUGGAAUUAAGGAGUCCUUCGACGAAUUGCGACCAAGAGGAUUGUCCUUCUUUACCCAAAUUAAUAAAAGAAAAUCGGGAAAAUUUAUCGGAAAAUAAUUUGGGAACGUCAAAAUCAGCAUCAGCUUUUGUUAAACUCCUUUCGGCGGCACGAACGGCUUCGAAAGAUGAUUUGGCAAAAGCUUUUAAGGGUAGCAAAAAUAAAGAAAUACUAACUCAGUUAUGCGAUUUGGCUGGAGCCGUACAAACGAAAGAAUCUCACGAAAUUAUAAUGAAAUUGAUCAAGUUGAAUUCUUUCGAAGAUUUCGAUAAAAUCGAACGUUAUUUAUGGUCUUUAGCCAACGGAAUUCGCCCGGAAGAAUCUGUUUUGAAAGACAUUUUCAAAAUGACAAAAAUGAAACACGACAAUGAAAAAUUAGAAGAAACGUUAAUUUUAACAACGGCAGCAAUGGCGCACAGAUUUUAUAAAUAUUACCAAGACGAAAAUCAUCCUCUGGUGAAAGAGAUAAGCGAUUACGUAUUGAACCAGUUGGAAAAUUGUCAGGACGAAUACUGUAAAGUUAAAUAUUUGAAAACUUUGAGAAAUUUAAAAUUGUCCAGAUCGAUUCCAGUUUGCGCGAGUCAUGCUCUCAAGGGUAAAACCAAACCUGGCGUUGAAGGAAUGAAAUGUUUGAAAUCAUUCGAAUCCUCUUUUUGGAACGAUAACGUUUUAGACACGGCUCAAAGAAUUUAUUUUCAAGUCGGUAAAAAAUACGAUUCCAGCAGUAGAACAUUAGCAUUGGACAUUCUUUUGGAAUCGAAUCCAAGUAGAGAAAUAUUAAAAGAUUUGUUGCUUUCCCUCGCCGAACGUGAUCGUGAAUAUGAAGUUAAACAAUACUUGGUACAAAGAGUUAAAGAAAUAUCUGAAAGAAACGAUGAAUUUUUCAAAUUAGUUAAUUCGAUUAAGAAAGAAUUAGCAGACGUUCUUGGAAAUUACAACGUCGCAGCACAAAGAGGAUUGACAACGGCAUUCUCCAGAAGUUUUUUAAACGACGAGUAUAGAAAUGGAAGUCUGUCGACCGUUUUAGAAAUAUCAAAAGGAUUGUUAAAAAGAGGAAUUGUUGAUGUGGUCGUUGAAAAUGGUGGAAAAAGCACAAGUCUUUUCUCACUUGGAUUGUUUGCUGGAGGAUUAAGUUCUUUUAUUUCGUCGGAUGGUGAAAGCGAAGAACAAGAAGAAAAUGAUGUCGCAACUGCAGGAAUGGAACUGUCUGUAUUAAAUGCUCAAAUCAGACCAUUUGUUUUUUUUAGCGGACAAGGAGAACUCAUGGGUCACGUGUGGUCUGGAACGGCAUCAGAAAAAACUCCAGCAUAUCAAGCCAUUAUUUUAGCAAUUGAUUAUUUAGAAAACAUUCCACUACAAAAUGGCUUCCUAUUGAACCUUGAAGUUUUAGGUUCGGUUUCUUUUGAUCUCUCUGGACAAAUAGAAAUAAGUCUUUGGAAUAAAAAUGCUCAUUCUUUAGUUGAAAAAGAUGCUGGAAUGUCACUACAAGGACAAAUGAGAGUAAAUUCUGAUUUUGUUAAAACAAAACUUGAAUUUAACGUAGAAUCUGAAAUGAAACUCAAUUUACAAUCAGAUAUUAAUUUUUACGAUGGGAAUUCCUUAUGCAUGCAACUUUCUCAACCGGAAGUUACAGUAAUGCACAGUAUUUACAAAUACGAAAGAAUCAUUGGAGAAAACCAUCGAGUGAAAAGAAAAAAACAAUUUAAGAAAAUCGUGCCAGGUCGAUCGUUUGUAUUGAACAAAAAAAAUAACGACAUGUGCAAAAUUAUUUUUAGCUAA
Messenger RNA from Pediculus humanus corporis (human body louse), 2748 nucleotides. RefSeq names its product Microsomal triglyceride transfer protein large subunit precursor, putative. Gene Ontology annotation, molecular function: lipid binding. The record is from RefSeq and is a predicted model, not a curated record. Gene Ontology annotation, biological process: lipoprotein metabolic process; lipid transport. Gene Ontology annotation, cellular component: endoplasmic reticulum; Golgi apparatus; basolateral plasma membrane. Lineage: Eukaryota; Metazoa; Arthropoda; Insecta; Psocodea; Pediculidae. The coding region runs from base 1 to 2748 and encodes 915 amino acids. The transcript is spliced from 10 exons.